ACAGCGCCAGCGACGCCCUCCGAGGGUCCCACUACAUUUCCCAGGAUGCUUUGCCAACAGCGACGCCAUUGGUCGGCGCCGACGGAAAUGCACAUCACUGAACGGAAGUAAAGGAUCUCCGGCUAGGAAGGUGAAGAAGACAGGGUCUGUGAAGCUAGCCAACUUCUCCCUCACUGAUUCAGCAUGGGGGAGAAGUCAGAAAACUGUAGGGUUCCAGAGGAUCUGUUCAAUGGCUUGAAAGUUACAGAUCCCCAGGAAGCAGAGUCUGCUUGCCCUCCAGAUUCUAAUCCCAAAGAUCACCAGUCUCAGAGCAAGCUGCUCAGGGGUGCUGAGGCCCAGCCGCAGGAGGACCAGGGAGAAGAGGAGCACUUUCAUGACUGCAUCGCCUCAUUUGAGAAGGAGGAAUCAGGAGUGGACAAGGUUGAGAACAAACCUGAUGAUGUGAAUUCCUCUGAACUAGAUGAAGAAUAUCUAAUAGAACUGGAAAAAAACAUGCCAGAUGAAGAGAAACAGAAAAGAAGAGAAGAGAGCACUAGACUGAAGGAGGAGGGAAAUGUGCAGUUUAAGAAAGGAGAUUAUAUAGAGGCCGAAAGUUCCUAUAGUCAGGCCCUUCAGAUGUGCCCAUCCUGCUUCCAGAAAGACAGGUCUGUUCUAUUUUCAAACAGAGCUGCUGCAAGGAUGAAACAGGACAAGAAAGAGAUGGCCAUCAGUGACUGCAGCAAAGCCAUUCAGUUAAACCCCAGCUACAUCAGGGCCAUAUUGAGGAGAGCGGAGUUGUAUGAGAAAACUGACAAGCUAGAUGAAGCCCUGGAAGACUAUAAAUCCAUAUUAGAAAAAGAUCCAUCAGUACACCAAGCGAGAGAGGCUUGUAUGAGAUUACCUAAGCAAAUUGAAGAACGUAAUGAAAGACUAAAGGAAGAGAUGUUAGGUAAACUAAAAGAUCUUGGGAAUUUGGUUCUCCGACCUUUUGGACUCUCCACAGAAAAUUUCCAGAUCAAACAAGAUUCCUCUACUGGCUCCUACUCCAUCAAUUUUGUUCAAAAUCCAAAUAAUAACAGAUAACAAAGAUAACAGUAGCUUUUAAAGCUGGCUGGUAAAUUGUGUGCUGCUUGCUGGUAGCAAGGGGAAAGGCCCUGCCAAUGUUUAACUUAUAAAAGCAUCUUAUCUCAAAGACGGCUGUCCAGUAGAGCCCAGUGCUCCCUUUUCCCUCGUGUUUUAUGAUCAGAGUGAAAUGCACUUCCUGAUGUAGUGAUCCUAAUUUGAUUGCCAUUUUAAGGUGGUGUCUGUGCCACUGUCGCCCUGGUUCUGGGUAUCCUUCAUUUUGUCUAGGAAGCCUGCUUGUCGAGGCUGACCUCCCUGAGCCGCACACACGCACGCAGACAGUCUCCCCUGGACCGAGCAAACCCAUCGGCCAGAGACUACCUGGACGUGACUGAUGGGGUUCCCGCCUGCCGCCCUCUCUCCCUGAUCACAUGCACUGCCCAGGCUGCCGUGUGCGGACUCCAGCAUCUCCUGAUUCCCUCUGUGGCAAUAAACGCUUUCUGUG
Molecule: messenger RNA, 1546 nt
Organism: Pteropus alecto (black flying fox)
Lineage: Eukaryota; Metazoa; Chordata; Mammalia; Chiroptera; Pteropodidae
Gene: TTC1
Product: tetratricopeptide repeat domain 1
Exons: 8
Coding region: 184-1062 (292 amino acids)
Molecular function (GO): protein binding
Source: RefSeq, a predicted model, not a curated record